This is a messenger RNA of Rotaria socialis, 360 nucleotides long. Lineage: Eukaryota; Metazoa; Rotifera; Eurotatoria; Philodinida; Philodinidae. The record is from the annotation of a GenBank genome assembly.
AUGGCCAGUAUACCAACGCGAAUUAUUAAUCGUGGGCGCAUAGGACCUAUCAAUCCGAGAGUGUCUACUGAUUCAGAACGAACAAAUUUUUCGUCAGCUUCAGAAGUGAGUACAGUCUCUUCAGAAUCGAUAGAACAAAAAUCAAGAGAACCAUCUACUGAAAGUGAAAAAGUGACUAAUUCAGUAUUAUCGACCCAGCAAAAACGAAUCAUUGCUGUAGGUGUUAGUGUUGGCCUAUUGGUACUUAUUGGUGUUAUUCUAUGUGUGAUUUUGCUGCUUACAUUAAAUAAAACAUCGGCAACGAUAGCGACAACGGCCGCAUCCAAACCUUUAACUAUGGUUACAACGACACUGAGAUGA